Messenger RNA from Cladophialophora psammophila CBS 110553, 594 nucleotides. RefSeq lists its product as uncharacterized. Lineage: Eukaryota; Fungi; Ascomycota; Eurotiomycetes; Chaetothyriales; Herpotrichiellaceae. Gene Ontology annotation, biological process: ubiquitin-dependent protein catabolic process; protein polyubiquitination; positive regulation of proteasomal ubiquitin-dependent protein catabolic process. The transcript has a single exon. Gene Ontology annotation, cellular component: cytoplasm; ubiquitin ligase complex. The record is from RefSeq and is a predicted model, not a curated record. Gene Ontology annotation, molecular function: ubiquitin conjugating enzyme binding; zinc ion binding; ubiquitin protein ligase activity. The annotation marks the transcript as partial.
AUCGUAACCUGCCGAGCGUGUCUCGAUCCACUGGAGGACCCCAUCUCCCUAAGUUGUGGCCAUUGCUACUGCCGGCCUUGUCUGAAUCAUCUUGUCAGCGUUGGUAUCGCCAACAAAAUGUCGUGGCCUCCAAAAUGCUGCGGUGGUUGGCAGCCCGUAGAUGUGGGCCCACUUCAGCAGUAUCUUGACCAAGAAGUUCUCUCUCGCUAUCUUGAUGUGCAGGAAGAAUACUCAACCCCCAACCCGGUCUACUGUUCAAACAAAUUCUGCAGUCGUCACAUUCCCUUGACCCAGAUCCAGAACACCACGGAAAAGUUUGUUUUGUGCAGCAAAUGUGGUGUCCAAACCUGUGCCGAAUGCAAACAAGGACGCGACGGCCAUGUGGGGGGUGAUGGAACCACCUGCAAGGGUCUUGAGGAUUUAAUGGACGUGAGAGAUCGUCAACUUGCUAGAAGCAAGCAAUGGAAGCAAUGUCCUGGCUGCAAGAAUCUGGUCGAGAGAAUUGACGGCUGCAGCAACAUGAAUUGCUCGUGUGGAUCGCGUUUCUGUUACAAAUGUGGAGUGAACAUGAACAACACAGCUUACUGUCGCUGU